This is a messenger RNA of Fraxinus pennsylvanica, 537 nucleotides long. The record is from the annotation of a GenBank genome assembly. NCBI's taxonomy places the organism in Eukaryota, Viridiplantae, Streptophyta, Magnoliopsida, Lamiales, Oleaceae.
AUGGCGAAAUCCAAGAAAUUCAGAGGCGUCAGGCAACGCAAUUGGGGUUCAUGGGUGUCCGAGAUUCGCCACCCUUUACUGAAGAAGAGGGUGUGGUUGGGGACCUACGAUACAGCUGAGGAGGCAGCAAGGGCUUACGACGAGGCUGCGGUGUUAUUGAGUGGAAGAAAUGCCAAAACUAACUUCCCAAUUGAGACGAAUGAAGAUGGUAAUGUUAAGUCUAUGUCAUCACCAUCUUCUUCUUCUCUCUCAUCAAUCCUCACUGCGAAACUUCGCAAGUGUGGUCAAUGGCCAUCGCCUUCUCUCACUUGCCUAAGGCUCGACACCGAGAAGUCCCAUAUUGGGGUGUGGCAAAAGUCGGCCGGAGCAGAAUCGGAUUCAAAUUGGGUAAUGACAGUUGAGCUUGGCAACAAGAACAAUGAUCAGCACGAUAAAAUAAUGCCGGAGGUAACACCGGAGAGAGAAUGCAAAAAUGGAUUGAGCGAAGAGGAAAGGAUUGCUUUGCAAAUGAUUGAGGAACUUCUCAACAUGAAUUGA